CUUGGAUUUAGCUUGAACCCACAUGAGUGAUAUGAAUAACACGCUGGACGAAAUACACACUUCCAGAGGUCUCGGAGAGAAAGCAGAGAUUUUUCAGAGUGGCAGGAGUAAUGUGAGUGGUUUCCCCAGCCCAACCCUCAUCCCUCUGCAAGCUCCUUUGCUGACACCAAAUGCCCAGAAGACCGGGAUUACGCUGUGCAAGGGGAACAGUGCAUCUGUGUGCAGCACUUUCUCUAUGAGAAGGGGGAUAUUGGUGGUUCAGUAUCUUGCUCAAAGACACUUCAGCAUGCAGAAUGGGGGAGACUGGAAUCGAAUCACCAGCCUUCCUGUUAGAGGAUGACCGCUCUAACCCCCUGAGCAGCAGCAAUGACAUGCUAAAGAAGUAAAGAACAAACUAUGAAUUACUACAACUCACAGGGUGGAAUGAUGCAUCGUGGUUGUAAAAGGAGCAAUAAAGAGGAAGAGGAGUCUUUCUCUUCUCCUGUUCCAAACCCUUUUCCUGAGCUUAUCCCCUCAACCCUCCCCCACUUUGUCUCUGAAUGUUUGUUGCCGUGGACCAAAAGCAGUGCAACUCAGGUAAUCAAAGUUUAUAAUGAAGACAACACCAGCAGAGCAGUAGAAGUUCCCAGUGACAUCACUGCCCGCGACAUAUGCCAGCUGUUCGUCCUGAAGAACCACUGCAUCGAUGACCACAGCUGGACCCUGUUUGAACACCUCUCACAUCUAGGAAUAGAGAGAACCAUUGAAGACCAUGAGUCCGUCAUAGAGGUGCUGUCAGGCUGGGGGCUGGACACAGACAGCAGGCUGUAUUUUAGGAAGAAUUAUGCUAAAUAUGAAUUCUUCAGGAAACCUCUGGAGUUUUUCCCGGAUCACAUGGUCUCCAUAUCCAGUGAAACCAAUGGGAUGGUGGAUCACUCUCAGCUUAUACAGACUUUCCUCAACUCCAGCACUUGUCCGGAGAUACACGGGCACCUUCAUGCCAAAGAGAUAAGCAGGAAAUCUUGGAAGAAGUUUUAUUUUGUCCUGCGGAGGUCUGGGCUUUAUUUUUCCAAUAAGGGAACGUCCAAGGAACCAAGGCAUCUCCAGUUCAUUGCCGACUUUAGCGACUGUGAUGUUUUCUCCGUCCUGUCAGCAAAAAAACUGCACGGAGCGCCCACAGAUUACGGCUUCUGCGUCAAGUCCGCAAAGUGUAGCUCAGCGCGGGACUUGAAGCUGUUCUGUGCGGAUGAUGAGCCGACCAGGACCUGCUGGAUCACGGCCAUGCGCUUGUUAAAGUAUGGGAUGCAGCUGUACCAAAACUUCAUUCAGCCACACCAGAAACAAAAAGCCUCACCAAUGAGAAGCAUCUCUGAGAACUCGCUGGUGGCCAUGGAUUUUUCCGGCCAGAAGAGCCGCGUCAUCGAGAACCCGUCUGAGGCGUUGUCUGUGGCUGUAGCGGAGGGUCUGUCAUGGAGGAGGAAAAGCUGUCAUCGUCUGAGCAGUCAUGGGAGCCCCUCGACAUCACUGAGUUCAAUGUCAAACAUAGUGCUGCACAUGGCUCAGCCGUGGUUCCACAGCAAACUGUCGAGGGAUGAGGCUCAGCGUCUUAUCACUCAACAGGGUCUCGUCGAUGGAGUGUUUCUUCUAAGGGACAGCCAAAGCAACCCCAAGACAUUUGUACUGUCGUUGUGCCACAUGCAGAAAGUCAAACACUUUCAGAUCUUACCUGUGGACGCUGAAGGGGAGUUAUUCUACAGCCUGGACGAUGGUCACACACAAUUCACAGACUUGAUCCAGUUGGUGGAGUUUUAUCAGCUGAACCGCGGGGUGCUGCCCUGCAAGCUCAAGCACCACUGUGCCCGGAUCACCCUGUGAGCGAGGGGAACCAGGAGACCCCUGAGGGCCCGCGUGCACAUUUUUAAACUCCAGGGCCUUUCUGGACAGACACUCCCAGCGCUCUUGUGCCUUGAAACAGAAAGAUACAGUCCAAUCAAUAAGUAAACAGCCAUGUUAACUGAAACCACAGUUUUCACACUGUGGUACAUGGUCUGUCUUGUUUUUCUUUUGCAGAAAAAGCUGAAUCUGAUAAUAGACUUUAUCAUAAUGACCCUUUGGGCCUGUAAUGUUUCCAUGUGUGGGGACGUCUUGUCCUGUAUAAUGUAAAGCAGCAACAUCAUGACGGCAAUGAUAAAAAGUGUAGCUGGAAUUUGAGUUUUCACUGAAAACAUUGACACAUAAUGUCGACUGCAGUGCGUAUAGCUGUCAGUUAUAGUCUGUCAAAGCUAAUGAUGGUUGAAUCCCAACAAAGGACUACAAGAAGUGUUUAUUUGCAAACAUGUUGUGCUGGGAAUUGUAGUCCACAACACCUCCGCCUUGUUAAAUCUGAGUAAAACUAAGCUCGUACUGGUACUAAUCGUACUUUUCACUGUCAUUGCAUCUCUCUGAUUAUUCAGGUAUUUUUUGUAAGAAAAUGAUUGUUUUCUAUUCGAGAGAUAAAAUGACGUCUCAGGAAGAGUCACUCUGAAUGCCGGGCUGAGACUGCUGAGAGAGAAACAGGAGGUGAAGUAGAGACGGAGAGGCGGCACAUGACCUCGCCAUUGAUUUUAAACGUAUGUGAUUAAAUGAAAUGUUUAUCAGGUGAAAUUAGUGGUGAGCUCUCUAAAGAGUGACAUAUUUCACCAAUUUUAGACAUAAGCCAUUAAGAUGAAAAUCCGACAUUUUACUGUACGACUGAUUUUUGAUCCUAUCCGGAUUCAGUGUAUAUUGAAAUUAAGCUUUUAUAUUUUCCAAAGAUACAGGUAUUAAGUUUGCAGAACCUGGGUAGGUCGUACUGUGAUGUUAAUACCACUGAUGUGGGUAUCCAGCGUCAGACUGUGUUUUGAUUUUGAAAAGCUGUGGACAUGAUUGAAGUCACCAUGUUGUGCUUGUUGUUUCUUUUCUUUUUUUGACAACAGUGCAUUGAACAAUGAAUGUUCAUAUAUAAAAACACAGUCUGUUUGUAAA
This is a messenger RNA of Paralichthys olivaceus (Japanese flounder), 2982 nucleotides long. RefSeq names its product growth factor receptor-bound protein 14 (gene grb14). NCBI's taxonomy places the organism in Eukaryota, Metazoa, Chordata, Actinopteri, Pleuronectiformes, Paralichthyidae. Gene Ontology annotation, biological process: insulin receptor signaling pathway; negative regulation of insulin receptor signaling pathway. Gene Ontology annotation, cellular component: plasma membrane; cytoplasm. The record is from RefSeq and is a predicted model, not a curated record.